This is a messenger RNA of Agelaius phoeniceus (red-winged blackbird), 3068 nucleotides long. It is a transcript of the gene DYM, whose product is annotated as dymeclin. Gene Ontology annotation, biological process: Golgi organization. Gene Ontology annotation, cellular component: Golgi apparatus. NCBI's taxonomy places the organism in Eukaryota, Metazoa, Chordata, Aves, Passeriformes, Icteridae. The record is from RefSeq and is a predicted model, not a curated record.
CGGGCGGGGACCGUGAGGGGCCGUGAGGGGACCCGGGAGCUGCGCGGGCCGAGGCACCCCCGUACCGACCCCGCCACCGACCUCGGGCCCAGGGCACGGACGAAAUGAAAAUUUAGAAAAACCUUUGCCAAAUAAAGAAGAUGGGAGCGAAUAGCAGCAGCAUCAGUGAGCUUCCAGAAAAUGAGUACUUACAGAAACUGUCAGGAUCAGAGCCCAUCUCUGAGAAUGACCCGUUCUGGAAUCAGCUUCUGUCUUUUAGCUUCACCACUCCAACAAACAGUGCUGAUUUAAAGCUCUUGGAAGAAGCCACAAUCUCUGUCUGCAAGUCUUUAGUUGAGAAGAAUCCUCGAACAGGAAACCUUGGAUCAUUGAUUAAAGUCUUUCUUUCUAGAACCAAAGAGUUAAAAAUUUCAGCAGAAUGCCAGAACCACCUCUUUAUCUGGCAGGCUCACAAUGCACUGUUCAUUAUUUGCUGUUUGCUGAAAGUAUUCAUCAGUCGAAUGUCAGAAGAGGAGCUGCAACUUCAUUUUACUUAUGAAGAGAAAGCAGGACCAAGCUCUUAUGGAGCAGAGUGUGAAGACCUUAUAGAAGAGUUGCUAUAUUGCCUCAUCCAGCUCAUUGUUGAAAUUCCCCUCUUGUACCCCUGUCAGCACACAGACAGUAACUGGUGGAAAUGGUUGUGCUCAUGGUACAGGGGAAGGUACAGUGGAGGUGUCACUUCAGCUCUGGGGUAUGCAGUAAGAGAUAUUACAUACAGCAUUUCUUUGGAAGCCGUGACUACUCUCAUUGUGUUCCUCUCCUGCCAAUUAUUCCACAAAGAGAUUGUGCGAGAGAGCAUCAUUCACAGAUACCUGAUGCAUGGUCGAUGUCUCCCAUACACCAGCAGACUUGUGAAAACUUUGCUGUAUAAUUUCAUUAGACAAGAGAGAAGCCCUCCUCCAGGGACCCAUGUCUUUCAGCAGCAAACAGAUGGAGGAGGACUGCUCUAUGGAAUUGCAUCUGGGGUGGCAACUGGCCUGUGGACAGUGUUCACACUGGGUGGAGUGGGCAGCAAAGCAUCGGCACAGCUGGAGCAGUGCUCCCCUCUGGCCAGCCAGAGCCUGCUGCUGCUGCUGGUCCUGGCCAACCUGACUGACACUCCAGACACCCCAAACCCCUACAGACAAGCCAUCAUGUCCUUCAAGAACACACAAGAUAACACUGCUUUUUCGUCAUCAAAUCCACACGCUUUCCAGAUCAACUUUAACAGUUUAUACACAGCUUUAUGUGAUCAGCAGAAAUCUGAUCAAGCCACUCUUCUCCUAUACAUGCUUCUGCAUCAGAACAGCAAUGUGCGCACCUACGUGUUGGCACGGACAGACAUAGAGAAUCUGGUUCUGCCAAUUCUUGAAAUCCUGUAUCACGUUGAAGAAAGGAAUUCACACCAUGUUUACAUGGCCCUUAUCAUUUUGCUGAUCCUCACAGAGGAUGAUGGCUUCAACCGAUCCAUUCAUGAAGUGAUACUGAAAAACAUUACUUGGUAUGCUGAGCGUGUCCUAACAGAGAUCUCACUUGGGAGUCUUCUGAUACUGGUUGUGAUAAGAACCAUCCAGUACAACAUGACACGGACAAGGGACAAAUACCUUCACACAAAUUGUCUGGCAGCCUUAGCAAAUAUGUCGGCACAGUUCCGCUCGCUUCACCAGUAUGCUGCUCAGAGGAUCAUCAGUCUAUUUUCUCUGUUGUCUAAAAAACACAACAAAGUGCUGGAGCAAGCCACGCAGUCCUUGAGAGGUUCCUUGGGUUCAAACGACUCUCCACUUCCUGAUUAUCACUUUUGGGAGAUGUCUGAUUGCCUUCACUUCUCUGAAACAAAGUUGAUACACGCACAAGACCUGAAUGUGAUUGAGGAAGUGAUCCGGAUGAUGCUGGAGAUCAUCAACUCCUGCCUGACCAACUCCCUCCAUCACAACCCCAACCUGGUGUACGCUCUGCUCUACAAGCGCGAUCUGUUCGAGCAGUUUCGGACUCACCCCUCCUUCCAGGACAUCAUGCAAAAUAUAGACCUGGUGAUCAGCUUUUUCAGCUCCCGAUUAGAGCAAGCUGGAGCUGAGCUGUCAGUGGAGCGAGUUCUGGAAAUCAUCAAGCAAGGAGCUGUUGCUUUGCCCAAAGACAGGCUAAGAAAAUUCCCUGAGCUGAAGUUUAAGUACGUGGAGGAGGAGCAGCCUGAGGAGUUCUUCAUCCCCUACGUGUGGUCCCUGGUGUACAACUCUGCCGUGGCCCUGUACUGGAACCCCCGUGACAUCCAGCUCUUCACCAUGGACUCGGGCUGAGGGACACCCCGGCCAGGCCAGCCCCGCUCCAUCCUACAGGAAUCGAACCUCUGCACCCCUUCCAACCUGACCCCCUCCAACUGCCCCCCUGACCCCAGAGCCAGUGUCCAGCCCAGCCUCACGCUGGGACAGACUGGUGUGGGGCACUGAUGGCUUGUAGGCAACCUUGUGUUUAUAGUCCGUAACCUAGAGCUUGUUUGAUGAAAAUGAGGCCUUACACAUGGGGUAUGAUGUUACUACCAACCACAAACCUGAUCGUCCUUUUAACUUAACAGGCUAAAUGAGAUUGCAGGCUUUGAUUUGGAAGCAGUAUUUGUAUUUUUGGCUCUUUGGAGCGGGCAGCUUCCUUGGGUCAAGCUUUUUAUGGUCUCUUGGAUGCUGCCGUGGGGUGCUCGUUACCUAAUCCUUGUUUCCACUCACAGCCCUUCGUUUCUGUGGCACUGGCUGCAGCCCUUAAAUUGCUGUCUACACUGUCAUCCGAGGGAACUAAGCAAGCAGCAUCUUAAUCAGGUUAGCUCCCAGGCAGAUUCAAAACACUUGAUUUAGAUGUUUGUGGGAGGAUUUUCAAUAGCAAGUCUUCUGUUGUUGUUGUUGUUUGACUGACAAAUACUCUCCAGAGGGCAAGAAACACCUGCUUUCGGAGUCAAGUCCCUUACAGACUUGUUUUUCUGUGCUCCUGUACAAAAUUGUUCCUGGAAAUUGAACGUGUAAGGGGAAAAAAAAGUCCAAAGAAAAUAAUUACAAGAUUGUAAAAUA